UUAUAUUUCGCCAAUUUUUAUUAUGUAUGUUAAAAUAGAACUCCAGAUACUUGCUAGUAAAAGCGAUGUUGCCAAGCUUAAUAUCACGAUUUGUAUCGAAAGAAAUAGCCUAUGUCUAUCAUAAAAUAACUUCAUAGAAAGAUGAAAAGAAACUUCAAUAUGAUAAAAUACAAAACAUAUAACAUAGAAUUGUUUUAUUAAACAAAAUUAAUAUUUUAAAAAUUAACAAUGAAUAAUAUUUCUGGACAAUUCCGUAAAACAAUAUGGGAUCCAUUUCUUAUUAUAUCUCAAAUAAUUGCUAUUCAAACAGUGAUGUAUUUUUGUCUUGGAUUAUGGAUUUGGAUUGUUGCAUCAUAUAUAGGAUCCACAAAAUCAUUAGAUUAUGUUUUCCAUUAUAAAGAAAUCCAUGUUAGAGAUUUUGCUGGUCAGUUUAUUAUAAUUAUUUUUAUUUUAAAUGCAUUGAUUGGAGCAAUUGCAUUAUGGUGGCUAGUACAGAGAACAAAACAAUGUAUGGACUUUGCAUGUACAGCACAUUUAAUACAUUUGUUAUGCUGUUGGGUAUAUAAUGCAAGUUUUCCAUCAACUUUUAGUUGGUGGUGCUUAAAUAUUAUAUCUUUAAGUAUAAUGUGUGUCUGUGGUGAAUUCCUCUGUAUGAAAACCGAAUUGCAAGCAAUACCACUAAGUAUGAACAGUCAGAAAACAGCUUUGUAAAAAUUUAUUACCAAAGUCAAAUAUAUAGAAAAUAUUAUUAUUGUUCCACAAAUUAAAAAGUUUAAAAUAUAUAAAUAAAAGAGAUCUUGUACUAUGUACAUAUUUCUAACAUUUAUUACUAUAAAUAUACAUAAAAUAAAUUCGUAAUUUACAAU
Molecule: messenger RNA, 866 nt
Organism: Apis florea (little honeybee)
Lineage: Eukaryota; Metazoa; Arthropoda; Insecta; Hymenoptera; Apidae
Gene: Sys1
Product: Sys1 golgi trafficking protein
Biological process (GO): Golgi to plasma membrane protein transport; Golgi to endosome transport; protein localization to Golgi apparatus
Cellular component (GO): trans-Golgi network; Golgi membrane
Source: RefSeq, a predicted model, not a curated record